ACAACCCAGCAUUUUUGAUCCCCACUGGCACCCGUACCUCUAGAAAGGUAGCAAGAUGGCUGCGGAGCCGAACAAGACAGAAAUUCUGACCAUUUUUAAAAGACUACGGUCUAUUCCAACUAACAAGGCGUGCUUUGACUGUGCUGCCAAGAACCCCAGCUGGGCCAGUAUACCAUAUGGAGUGUUUCUGUGCAUCGACUGCUCUGGCAUUCAUCGCUCUCUAGGAGUGCACCUCAGCUUUAUCAGAUCCACUGAGCUCGACUCCAACUGGAACUGGUUUCAGCUGAGAUGUAUGCAGGUCGGAGGCAACGCCAACGCGACGGCCUUCUUCCGCCAGCAUGGCUGCUCCACCAACGACACUACCGCCAAGUACAACAGCCGCGCGGCACAGAUGUACCGAGAGAAGAUCCGACAGCAAGCCAACGCGGCGCUGUCCAAAUAUGGGUCUGAGCUGUGGAUCGACCAAUCCAGUGUGAGCAGCCAGCCUGCCGCCCCAGAGAAGAGACAGGCAGACUUCUUUACUGAGCAUACUCAGCCUUCAAACAGCUGGGACGUGACGGCUCCUUCCCUGACAGAACACAAUGGAACCCUCACUCCUCAACUAUUGGAGGACACACCCAAAGCCCCCCACACCGCCAGCACUCAGCUGGAGGAAGGACCAAGCAUUGAGGGACUGAGCACUGAGCAAUCUCCCAAAGUCACUAUGGAGGACUCCAUGCGUUUGUCGUCAGAUCAACCACAGCUACCCAAAGAUGUGAAGCAAUCCAUCAUUGGGAAAAAGAAGCCCAGCACUACUAAGAAAGGGCUGGGUGCUAAGAAGGGCCUGGGGGCCCAGAAGGUGAGCAGUAAGAGCUUCUCGGAGGUGGAGAAACAGGCCCAGGUAGCCGAGAAGCAGAGAGAGGAGCAAGCAGCUGAUGCUAAGAAACAGGCAGAGGAGUCCAUUGUGGCCUCCAUGCGCCUGGCCUACAAGGAGCUGGAGAUUGACAGGAAGAUGGACAACAAGAAGAUGCAGAACAUGGAGGGUAAGAAGAGAGAGCAGGCUGAGAGACUGGGCAUGGGCUUCGGCAACCGCAGCACCAUAUCUCACUCCGUGAUGUCAGAGAUGCAGGUGAUUGAGCAGGAGACGCCCUUGGGGGCCAAGUCCUCGCCUCGCUCCAAACUGGACAUGUUGGAUGAACCGGGCUUCUCCUCCGGACCCCCUAAGUACAAGGACAACCCGUUCACGGCGGGCGACGGCUUCGGGUCGCGGUGGGACUCUGAUGGGGGAGUGGCCUCCUUCACCUCCUCCUGGGCCCUGGAGAAUGAGGAGCCUAAAGAGGAGGUGACAAUCUCCAGCAUCCAGCCUAUCGGAGAACGGCCCAGUCGGCGGAAGGCGGAGACGGCGGCGCCCCUGUCCGAGUCGAGCGAGGCCCGGCAGAAGUUUGCCAACGCCAAGGCCAUCUCUUCCGACAUGUUCUUUGGCCGCGAGAGCUAUGCCGAGUAUGAGGCCAAGACACGUCUGGAGGGCCUGUCUGGCAACACAUCCAUCAGCUCUGCUGACCUGUUUGGGGACGGGAGUGACCGUGACACAGGGGCAGCAGGUUAUGAGAGUGUGCUGCCGACGGGGCCAGACAUUGCUCAGUUCAAACAGGGGGUGAAGACUGUGGCGGGCAAGAUGGCCGUGCUGGCCAACGGCGUCAUGAACACCAUACAGGAUCGCUAUGGCGCUUACUGAAGAGACCAGGACGACCAACACCCAGCUGCAGGGGGAGAGGGAGCCAUGACGUCAUACUGACAGAGAGUGGAGGGGAGGGGGGGGGGACAGAGCACAUCACUACUGACUGGUAUCUGUAGUGAGAGAAGGGAAGAGAGAUUGCAUGAAUGGAGGGAGACCCUACACCGUUUCUGUCCAUCCACCUUUUAGAGUGAGACAAAGUUUUAUUUUCAGUGAAGAAAGCUCUGGAAGGUGUCAAAUUAGUUUUCUUCUGUUCUAACUAGUCUUGUUUUCUAUACUGUUUUGGUCUCUGAUUUCAAACAAAAUAUGAAUGAUAUAAAGUAUUCUCUAAGAAUGAUAUGAUAACCAAUCCUCUCUGUUUGAACUAUGCUUUUUGACAUGGUUUUUACUGUGUGUUUUCAACCGUCUCUCGCUGUUUUAACAGACGGAGCCGUUUAACCAUUCAGCAUUAACAUCAUCAAAGGGAAGCAGUUGUCCAGUACGGUUGAUUAUCUCUUUUCAUUUGAGUUACCAUGACAACGGAUUACAUUCUCUGGUCUGAAUGGAUUCGGGUUAAUCACACAGUUCCAUUGUAAGAAUGUUUUAACUGAACUCCACACAGCAUGACUCAAAACACAACACCUCCACUCGCUGACUGAGUGACGCAAUCUACCAAGGUCAGGAGAUGGACGGGGAACGGAUAUUUUAGAAACGUAAUGACCUAGCCCAUCUUGCAGUGCAAUAUGAGUUCUUCACCAGGGUCUGAAAGGUUUUCAGUCGGGUCAGAAGAAAGGUUGGCUUUCAGCCUUUUUCAAUGGAAAGAGUUCGGUGUGUUUCUUAGGAAUGAUCGGGUGCUUUGACUGAAUGGUCGAUGCUGGUAAGAAUGUGGCUGGUGGUCUCCUUCAGUCCAUACUUGACCAGUCACUGGGUUUACAGAAUCACACCACAUAAACUUUGGGAAGCCAUAGUAACCUCUAAUGUUGAGAAACACACUUGUAUAGAAUACAUGAAGACCUGGAUCUGAGAUCACACGGUCUUUUGUUUCUACCCUAAGAUAAGUUACUUAGACAUAGGAGGGAAUGCAACUCAGCUGUGUUUCUGCAUAAUGCUCUUUUCUAUUGAGUUUCUGUUCUAAAUGGGAGUUUGAUCCCUCAUUCUGUUCUAAAUGGGAGUUUGAUCCCUCAUUCUGUUCUAAAUGGGAGUUUGAUCCCUCAUUCUGUUCUAAAUGGGAGUUUGAUCCCUCAUUCUGUUCUAAAUGGGAGUUUGAUCCCUCAUUCUGUUCUAAAUGGGAGUUUGAUCCCUCAUUCUGUUCUAAAUGGGAGUUUGAUCCCUCAUUCUGUUCUAAAUGGGAGUUUGAUCCCUCAUUCUGUUCUAAAUGGGAGUUUGAUCCCUCAUUCUGUUCUAAAUGGGAGUUUGAUCCCUCAUUCUGUACUAAAUGGGAGUUUGAUCCCUCAUUCUGUUCUAAAUGGGAGUUUGAACCCUCAUUCUGUACUAAAUGGGAGUUUGAUCCCUCAUUCUGUACUAAAUGGGAGUUUGAUCCCUCAUUCUGUUCUAAAUGGGAGUUUGAUCCCUCAUUCUGUUCUAAAUGGGAGUUUGAUCCCUCAUUCUGUUCUAAAUGGGAGUUUGAUCCCUCAUUCUGUUCUAAAUGGGAGUUUGAUCCCAUCCAUUCUGUACCGUCUUGUUGAAUGGCAGAAGCAAUGACUAAUGGAAGACGUGCUCAUCAGAUUGUUGUAAAACCUGUGACUGGACAGAGCCUGGCUGUCACUCGGUCCCUCGUCGUUUGAUGUUUAUUUCUGGUGACCUGCCUAUGAAAAUGAGAGACAGGGUAAGAGGAGCCUACCACCGUUGGUCAAAUGAGAUGUAACGUCAAGAACAGGGCCACCUCAGUACUAUUUGAGAUGGUCCGGUCACGAAUGUCUUAUGUGGCAAAGAAAAUAUAUGAAUGGAUGUCACAGGUAGAAAUGCUAUAUAAUACACAUAGAGGUGAUGUGAUUACCUCUUGUUCCUGA
Molecule: messenger RNA, 3702 nt
Organism: Oncorhynchus kisutch (coho salmon)
Lineage: Eukaryota; Metazoa; Chordata; Actinopteri; Salmoniformes; Salmonidae
Product: ADP-ribosylation factor GTPase-activating protein 2-like
Exons: 16
Coding region: 56-1714 (552 amino acids)
Biological process (GO): COPI coating of Golgi vesicle
Molecular function (GO): GTPase activator activity
Source: RefSeq, a predicted model, not a curated record